Messenger RNA from Glarea lozoyensis ATCC 20868, 2160 nucleotides. RefSeq lists its product as uncharacterized. Lineage: Eukaryota; Fungi; Ascomycota; Leotiomycetes; Helotiales; Helotiaceae. The transcript is spliced from 4 exons. The record is from RefSeq and is a predicted model, not a curated record. The coding region runs from base 1 to 2160 and encodes 719 amino acids.
AUGCGGACGGAUGGGCAGCACAAUUCUCCACUGAAUGGUCAACAUAAGAGUCAAUUUACAGUUCAGCUUGGAGACUACGUUAGUUUCGACGAUGAAAAAACCGCACGUAAAGCCUCUCCUUGCGCCCCGAUGAAGAUGGACUCUUUCAACUCAUCAAGAUCGUUCACUUCGGACAGAAAUGAAUAUGCUUCAAAUCGUCGCGAUAGUUCAUUACAACUCUACGAUACCGAACACGGGCCUCCUUCAGCAUCGUUCUUAUUACCGAGCCAAUCGAGUCCAUUGAAUCCGAAGAGCACCAAAUUCGGCUGGUGGAAUCCUAUGUGGUUGAUGUAUGGUUUCUUUACUAUCGGCAUAGGCGGAGCAGUAGGACAUCAUGCAUUUUAUGCGUCGCUUGACGGUACAGAGGCUAGAGAGCAGCUGAGAAUGCUUCGAUAUGGCGCAGCACUCUCAUACGUAGCGAAAGCAUUUCUGAUGGCUUCCGUUGUGCUGGCAUUUCGACAACAAAUUUGGGCAACCGUUCGAAGAAAACUUCUCUCCGUCGGAGCAAUCGAUAGUCUAUUUGCCGUGAUCGAAGACCCAUUCGCGAUGCUUAAUCUGGAGGUGUUCAAAAGUGCAAAGAUUGCAAUGUUCCUAGCACUCGUAGUAUGGACUUCUCCUCUCACUGUUAUUUUGACACCUGGAACUCUGACCGUGGAGUCAGCAGAGCUGGUGAAUGCUACGAUGUGUCCUUCAGUCCGCACACUCAAUUUUUCUCCUGAAGCUAACACCCAGUGGCGCGAUAUGCCUAAAGUAAAUGGAUUUAAUGAACUCUCACUUUCUUGGUUCAACUCCACCACUUCCGGGAACAAGCCUCUGGACGGAAAUGAUCCUCAAAACUCAUUUGAUUAUUACACGUCCCCUAGCCAGCAGGUUGUAUCAAUAGCGACAUUAAGUACCUAUCUACAGGCGCCUGUCGGGAGGACCAACGCAUCGAUCGAAGUUUGUGGUAGUGGGUGGAAUUGCACGUUCCAAAUCACAUUUGAUGGGCCGGGCUAUAAAUGCUCUGAUGUUCUUGAAAGUGAGAAGGAUGCUCCAUUUAAUAAAAGCGUGCUUCUUCCAUCAGGUACCUCGAGCUACGUAGCACACGCGUCACUAGGCGAAUACGCAAGUGUUCAGCUCGAAUCUGGCAUCGGCGGUAUACCCCUCCAGCCCGCUCCUUAUCCAGCCGAUUUCGGGGCCUUUCGAACUGAGCCAAUCAUCUGGAUAGGGCACUCAGUGAUCAAGGAUCCUAGUCAGCCGUUUCCUCAGAAUUCAUCGGACCCGAACUGGGAUACCGCAUUUGAACCUAAGAUUCUCAAAUGCGAACACUACGAAACGAAGUAUACCGUACAGAUCAAUUAUACAUCAGCUGUCCAAUUUACAAAUGUUACACAUGAAUACAUCAAACCUAUUGUGGACACUCAACUUGUCCCAGGGCUGGCUGCCAAUGACGGGACGAGAGAUAAUACAACGGCGACACCGGCUGAAAAUUAUGUUUUUCCUAACAAAGACGUCAAAAACUACCGCCUAGUCUCGGCAUACCAUUCUCUUGGUGUGCAGCUUCGGAAGAGCAUCAAUGGAACCAUCGAUUUCAAUGCUGCCGGAUUGCAAAUAACCAACACCGAUGCUACUAAUACUAAGAUAAUCGACAUGGAACAUUAUCUCCCCGUUCCAGAUCUUAUGGGAGCACUUCAGUCAUUGUAUGAUGAUAUCAUCCUCUCACUUCUGUCGAAUCCACAAUUCCUCGUUGUAGCAUGGGCCGCUGACCCAAGCACUCCCUCGGGCAAGAGAACGGACGGGCCUCUCCAUCCAUGCACUAGAACACGUAUUCGUAACAUUUUUGUUUAUAGGAAACGGGUGCUAUGGAUCGUUUACGGGAUAUUCAUUUCCUUGGCGACAAUAUCGAUAAUAUUUGGGGCGCUAGCAAUCGCAAAGAAUGAAGGUCAUUUCCGUAGAUCGCGAUUUUCGAGCAUUGUAGGGGCCUCGAGAGGUGCGCAACUUGAUCAUUUGGAUUGGAGAGUGGAUAAGAGAGGCCAUGUGCCUGGGAGUGUGCGAAGAACGAAGUUGCAGUAUGGUCAAGCGACACAUGGGACUGGGACACGCCGAGACCUAGGAGAGAUAUUUCACAAAUCCGACAAUUAA